Trypanosoma theileri is the source of this 753-nucleotide messenger RNA. Its product is annotated as testis specific, 14. The record is from RefSeq and is a predicted model, not a curated record. The transcript has a single exon. Gene Ontology annotation, biological process: cilium assembly; protein polyglutamylation. The coding region runs from base 1 to 753 and encodes 250 amino acids. Gene Ontology annotation, cellular component: ciliary basal body. NCBI's taxonomy places the organism in Eukaryota, Euglenozoa, Kinetoplastea, Trypanosomatida, Trypanosomatidae.
AUGAGCUAUAGUGAUACGAUAGGUGAUAAGGAUAUACUCCGGCGAAAGACACCAACGAACCCAAAAUACAGUUAUGUAAAGCCAGUUGUGGAGUCUGGUCUCACGGCAGAGUUGGCGCAGUUUAUUAAGCAAACAACAGCUUCUACACAACGCCUCCCAGGUGAACCUUUUCUACGUGUCCGGCCCAAGUUGUUGGGAGAUUACAUAAACCUUUUAAAGGAGUUAAAAGAGAGGGAACAGUGUGAUGAAAACGGUGGUUUUGUGCACCCAAUGGAUGAGUACCGUCCACCGGAGUUAAAACCCAGUAAAGAGUAUUUAAUACUUGACGUGCGUUCAGAGGAUGAGUAUAAGGAAUGUCAUAUUGAGGGUGCACUACACUAUCCUAAACGAAGAAUGGUACAUGCAACUAAUCCGUUUAUUCCUGAAAUGCUUGCCUUUAAAAAUAAAGAGAAUAAAUUAAUUGUGGUGUAUGAUUUGGAAGAAGAUUUAACAGUGGGACAAAAGGUAGGCACCAUUCUUUUUGAAAAAGGUAUUGAUAACAUCGCAGUACUUUCUGGUGGAUUGAGGGAAUUUGUGCAGGAUUACCCCACCUUGAUUGUGGGUGAAUCUCCUGUUCCUAUUGUACCACGUGAUAAACGUCUGCAGAAACGAGCGGAUGCGAUUUCAGCAUCACGUACCGAAACAAGCCGUAGUUAUUUCACACACAAACCGAAGAGCUUGUCUAAUAGUCUGGCAAAGGCAAGGCAACGCUGA